Pseudoliparis swirei is the source of this 177-nucleotide messenger RNA. It is a transcript of the gene defbl2, whose product is annotated as defensin, beta-like 2. The transcript is spliced from 2 exons. Lineage: Eukaryota; Metazoa; Chordata; Actinopteri; Perciformes; Liparidae. Bases 1 to 177 code for a protein of 58 amino acids. The record is from RefSeq and is a predicted model, not a curated record.
AUGAAGAGACUGAGCUCGGUUCUCCUCGUGGUUCUCCUGAUGCUGGCGGUCGGGGAGGGUGACAAUGAUCCAGACCCGCAGUCCUGGACCUGCGGGUCUGGAGGACUCUGCAGACGGUUCUGCUUCGCCAGGGAGAGCGUCGCCGGUCGUCACGGCUGCCCUCCGAGACACAGGUGA